AGUCAGCUGAUCAGCUGUUUAGCACUGUUUACAUCCGGCACUCCUUACGCAAGUUUAUAAAGUUAAAUAAAAACAAAUAAAUACGAGGUUUAAUAAUUGUAAAAAAUUACGAAUUAAAUAUGCGAAGCUCAGACGUAAAUAAAUAAAUAUAUUUUCGUUAAAGAAUAGGCUUAAAAUUCCCACAGAACCACAUACAAAAAACAUACAAAAUGCUUCCCGGAUUGUGCCGGAAUGUGGCAGGGGCAUGCCGUACAAGAAGCGUACCCAUAGUUAUUCAACAGCUUCAGAGACGCCACAUUUCGUCAGAGCCCUCUGAAAAAGUUUCCACACAUGAUCAGGCCUUCUUUACGGAAUGGAGAACCAUUUACAGCCUUCCAUCGAUCCGACUGGUGGCCGCCUUGAGUAAGCUAAAAGUCUACCAGGGAGCCUUUACAGUGGCCGGAUUACCUAUAGCAUUUGCCCUGGGACAGACUGGCCAGUUGACCACGGAUGUGUUUGGAAUUUACGCAGCAAUCGGCGUUAGUGGACUGGCCACUCUUAGUCUAGUGAGCCUGGCCGCCAGGAACCUUGUGGGCUUUAUAUACAUUAAUGAGCAGCAAGACCUGCUUAAGCUUGCCUAUGUUGAUUUUUGGGGACGACGAAAGGAGACCCUGGUGGACACAGAGGACCUGCUGCCCAACUGGGAACAGAGCACAGCAUCUCGUCUCAAGUUUGUUGUGCCCAUCAGUCUGCGGAGCGAUCCUAAACAGCGGUAUAAAUUACUGAAUCGUUUUGGCCAAGUCAGUGACCCCGAAUUAUUUGAAGGCCUUUUUGGAAGCUGAAAAUUGAAAGAAAUGAUUUGUUGUUUUCUGAAUUAAAAGAAAAAUAUUUAAA
Molecule: messenger RNA, 873 nt
Organism: Drosophila ananassae
Lineage: Eukaryota; Metazoa; Arthropoda; Insecta; Diptera; Drosophilidae
Product: transmembrane protein 186
Exons: 2
Coding region: 210-821 (203 amino acids)
Cellular component (GO): mitochondrion
Source: RefSeq, a predicted model, not a curated record